CAUUUUUCAAUAAGGAACACACUAAAAACUCUUAAAUCUCUGAAACUUUUUAUUUCUGGAAUACCACCACAAUUCCUGAAUUGUGCUAGAAAACAAUUGCCAUCAGAGGUACACAAAAGUGUUUUCCAUUUUCUUAUUUCAUUAAAUCCUGGCUACUGUUGCUUAAUUUUAAUUAAAACUAUUCCAAUAUGACACGAGCACCAGGAGACGCUGGAGCUGUUAGAAGGCAAAGAUUGUGGCUUUACGAGUCCGUCAGAAUGAUCAAACGAAAAUUACAAGAUUUAGCCGUAUGCUGCUCGUACCAAGUGGAUUUCCUACACGAGAAAAAACAUUCGGUAAAAGAGUUCAAACGGAAAUACGAAGUAUUAGAUGAAAUUGGACGUGGUGGAUUCGGAAUAGUGUAUGAAGCAACAACUCGACAGGAUGGACAACAGCCAGUUGCCGUUAAAUUUGUGCAACAUAAACAUGUCAGAAGCUGGACAAUGACAUGCCGGCAACUAAUUCCUUCAGAAGUAUGUCAUUUGGAGACGUGCGAAGACAUUCCAGGUGUGAUAAAAAUCCUCGAUUGGUUUGCAAAUUCAAAAGGUUUUCUAAUCGUGAUGGAGCGACCGGCCAAUUGUAUGGAUCUGUUCGAUAUGGUUUCUGUACAUGGUCCACUCAACGAGGAUAUGGGGAAAUUUAUAUUUAAGCAGGUAAUCACAACGGUUUUCAAUAUGUACAGUAAGCACGGACUUCUGCAUCGAGAUAUUAAAGAUGAGAAUUUGAUUGUGAAUAUGAAUACAGGAGAAGUGAAAUUGGUCGAUUUCGGAGCAACAGCAUACGCGGAAAAGGCCACGAAAAAAGAAUUUCAGGGCACUCGGUCAUACUGCCCUCCAGAAUGGUUCCGUGAUCAACUUUAUCUUCCACUCGAAGCCACAUCCUGGUCUCUCGGAGUUCUACUCUUCAUCCUUCUAACCGGAAAACUCCCAUUCCGCAACGAGAUUCAAAUCUGUCUUGGAAAUGUCAAAUUUCCACCUGAUCUCUCAAAAGAAGUGUGUCAACUCGUCAAAAGUUGCCUGACAACUUCUACGUCUGCACGUGCAUCUUUAGCACAGAUAGCUGCUCAUCCAUGGAUGGAGACUGAUAAACCAUUUUUUGGUGGAGACUUGACUUUUGAGGAAGCUCUUAUGGAAAUCAAAAAUCCUCCUGUAGUGAUCGAAGACAAAGAAGCUGAGGAAGAGGAUAAUGAUCUCAACGAUGUAGUGAUUCUGACGAGAAGCCGUGAAAGUCGAACUGAUUUGGAUGCAGAAAGUAUUUGUACAAUGGUCACUGCUGUUGAAGAUCGAUAUGAGCCAUCGAUUGCUGUCAAAGAGUUGGAGCAAGAAGAGAUUGUUGAGACAGGCGAAACGACGAAUCUUAUGCGUAGCGAAUCUCGUUACGACAAUAUUUCAUCGUCCUCUUUCUGCGAUUAUGUCUCAUUGGUCUCCUCAUCAUACGACGAUCAAUUCACUUCGACUUCUGAUAUCUACCAAUCGGCUUGUGAAGUGUUCCCACACACAGGCUCGUCAUCCUCACUGAGCAGAAGCAUGGGAGCAGUCAAAUCAGCAUCCGCCUAUAAUUUAGUUCGGAUGCGAAAGAAAUCGAGUAUUUUCAAAUCAUUUGACACAGAACUCGAUCCAGUUUCUGAAAACGAUCAUCAACCAUUGAUUCCUGAGACGUCGUCAGCAACGUGUCAGUCAACAUACAGUAAUGAUGAAGAUGUGACAAUAUCGGAAAAAGUUGUAUCACCAGCUCAGCCACUGCCACCACCUCUGUCCCCUCGGAAAGGAAGCCUUCAAUGCUUCGAAUCAGUACCAAGAUCUCGAGAUUCUGUUAUCAGAAUGUCACGUCAUCGUCCACUUCAAUUUGCAAUUGAUUCAUCAUCACCACCGCCAGCUCUUGCCAUUUUUCAAGUCAGCCCAACAGCAUCUGUUGGUUGAUUUUCGACAUUUUUCUUUGUGAAUUUUUCUUAUAUAGAAGGGUAAAAUCGGGUCAAUCAUUUCCACUUGUACAGCACCUCUUCUAUGGGUUUUAAAAGUUUCGUUUCCUUCUUGAAAAAUGAAUUGUUU
Molecule: messenger RNA, 2087 nt
Organism: Caenorhabditis elegans
Lineage: Eukaryota; Metazoa; Nematoda; Chromadorea; Rhabditida; Rhabditidae
Gene: prk-1
Product: Serine/threonine-protein kinase 1
Exons: 11
Coding region: 189-1958 (589 amino acids)
Cellular component (GO): host cell cytoplasm
Molecular function (GO): ATP binding; transferase activity; kinase activity
Source: RefSeq, marked reviewed